Molecule: messenger RNA, 1951 nt
Organism: Owenia fusiformis
Lineage: Eukaryota; Metazoa; Annelida; Polychaeta; Sabellida; Oweniidae
Source: the annotation of a GenBank genome assembly
AAAACUUCCGGUUGAAAUCUUUUUGAAAUUAUCUGCUGCGUUUUUGGCAUUUUUUCCACCGAAAAAAGUAUUUGGAAGUUCUUAAAAAGGGAUAGCAUGUGAAAGUACAGCGUAGAUCUUGCCUGACCCCAGAAACCGGAGUUUUAUCCGACGGAACACUGACGCUCGGAACGAAGUGAAGAAUAAUGCCUCGACUUACGAUUACCCCUGCUGGUAAAACUGCUAUCAUCGGUCUGUCAUUGGCAGUGUUUGCAGUGGGACUACUAGCUGCCUAUUUGAGACGACGUAAAAAUAAAUGGCCAAGGAAGAAAGAACUGACAGAUGUGAAAAGCAAUGGCCAAGUUAGACCAACACCAAAUAUAGAUCUAAGGGAUGGCACAAGUACGAUUCUUCAUCACUGGAGUAGAAGUUCAACUCCACGUCUCCAUACAACAUCGUUAUCUCGCUCUCAGUCUGGCUCGGUAAUCUCGGCACUGGCGGCCAGUGAUCAAUCCUCGGAUGCCACUCUCAUGAAUGAGGAAUGUGACGUUAAUGUUAUCAGCCCAUACCAGCUUGUCAAUUUAGGAAUGGAUUCACUUAUAACUACAAUGGACUACUGGAGUGAAGCUCUUGAAAUGAUGUCAGCUGGUAACCAUGGCAACCACUUAGAUCCACUUUUCCCAAAUGCUACAUUACAUGUCCCUGAUGAUAUGGUUGAACAUUUAGAAGACUUACUUGCUAAGGCACAAGGCAUCAAAGAAGAUUAUGAAAGGCAAAUGUUACAUAGGGUGAGUUCCAUAGCCCUAGGCAAUGCAAUGAAUGCCAUAAGAGAUAUGGACCACUCCUCUAUACAGAGUGCUAGGAUAUGCAGACGAAUGGUUAUGUCAGAUGAUGAAAAUAGUGAAGUCGACUCAUUUGUCUCCGCAACUGAUGAGGUCGCUGAUAUAAGUGAUAUAGCAGAACAGAAGACGCAGUAUCAGCACCUUGUUCUUUACAAAGCUGCCCUCUUAGAGGUUGAAUAUGGCAGUGUCCUUUGCCGUACACUCAGAACUAAGAUGCUGGCCUGUGAUUCUGAUACAGAAUUCCUUGCAAAGUUACACUGUGUUAGAUUGGCAUUUGAGCAAUUGUUCAAGGAUGAGACCAUCAGACAAUGGUUUGCAAAUACUGGGAAAACAAUGAUUGCUGAUCUACUAAGAAAGGCAGAAAGGGAUCCUGAAGAGUUCAACGCAGCAUUUGAUGAAAUGAUCGACUACAUUAAAGAGGAAGAAAACUGGGUUGACAUCAAAACAGAACUGAAAGGAAGAGGGGUCCUAACCUACACAUUCUAUGACAUAGUAUUAGACUUUAUCCUUCUGGAUGCUUUUGAUGAUCUGGAAAACCCACCCAGCUCUGUAACGACAGUCGUACAAAAUAGAUGGCUCUCUAAUGGCUUCAAAGAGACUGCUCUAGCAACUGCAGUAUGGUCAGUUCUAAAGGCAAAGAGAAGAAUGUUGAAGAUUCGAGAUGGUUUCAUUGCCCACUUUUACUCAAUAUCUGAGCAUGUGAGUCCAGUGUUAGCCUGGGGCUUUCUGGGACCAAAUCCAGCUAUGAACCAACUCUGCACAUAUUUCAAGGACCAGAUUCUGGGCUUCGCUCAAGAUAUAUUCAAUUUCGACAAAGUUCGCUAUGCAAGUAUUGAACAAUUAGCUGAUGAUAUCCUCAAUAUUGCACGACACAGACACUCAUUGGCUAGUCAGCAUUUAUUAUGACACACAAUGUAGUUAGACACAUAAUGGCCAGUAAAUGGGGGAUCUGUUGGAGUUGAAGGAAUUUAUUAUGGUUCGUUUAUGGGGUCCUAAUGUACUUUAUGGCUUGAGUAUGGGGUCCUUAAAUACCUCCUAUGACAGACAUGAUUACUCAUGAAUAUCACAACACCAUUGUCAUGUAAAAUUAUCCUAUAAAAUAGGUAAUAACCAUAUAAAAUUGGUAAUUU